Molecule: messenger RNA, 5342 nt
Organism: Sus scrofa (pig)
Lineage: Eukaryota; Metazoa; Chordata; Mammalia; Artiodactyla; Suidae
Product: protocadherin beta-7-like
Biological process (GO): homophilic cell-cell adhesion
Cellular component (GO): plasma membrane
Molecular function (GO): calcium ion binding
Source: RefSeq, a predicted model, not a curated record
AGUGGGUUAAGGUUCAGGCAUUGCUGGGAGCCAUGGUGUAGGUCACAGACAAAGCUUGGAGCGCUGCUAUCUAUGGCUGCGACGAAGGCCAGCAGCCGCAGCUCCAAUUAGACCCCUAUCCUGGGAACUUCCAUAUGCUGCAGGUGCAGCUCUUCAGAAAAAAAAAAAAAAGGCAAGUUGUAAUAAAGCAUGUAGGAACAGAUGACAGUAUAAUUAUAAAAAUUAUUCUGUUGCAUAAAAAUAGAUGGGAAGCUUCCAAAUCCACACUAUGAAACCAGGAUAGUUCUAUACAAAACCACAGAAGUUAAACACAUACAUGCAUGCAUACACGCAAGGCCCAGAAAAGUCCUAAAACUAUCUUGGCUCAUCAGAUCCAUCUGUGCAUUGAAAUAAUAAUAUGUGAUGGUUAAAUGUCAUUCAUAUCAAGAACUCAAGAAUUAAAAAUCUAAAUAAUAAAUGUAAAAUUUCAACAGAUAUCAAAAAUUACUUUAAAAAUAUGAAAGAAUAAAGAAAAAUAAAACUUUUUUGAUUCAAGAAAGGCACAUUUACCCCAAACUGAGAUCAACCAUCACAGUUAACGAUGAAAUACUAGGAGCCCCUCCACAAAGGCAAGGAUAACAGCUGCUUGCUACUACUAAUUUUAAGAGUAUUCGUUGCAUACUCUUGGAAAUGCCAGUCACUGAAAUUAAAUGCAAACACUAAUUUAUACGUAAUACCUUAAUCAGGUGAAGGGAGGAGCAUGGGGGGAGAAAGUGUUUCCAAAAAUAUUAAGGGUGAAACCUUGAACCUGGGAACGAGUAUUUAACUCCCAACAAACUGACAAAAGGCCAUUUACUUUGCAGUGUGGAAAGGAGUUUACAAAUAAAAGGCCCUCAGCCAAUAUUUGUUGAUUUUUUUUGAUGGAGACUUCAUUUUCCUAUAUAUUCUUUACUACCAACCUUAGAAACAGGAGAAGGUUUUCUUAGGAUUUACUCCUGGAGACCCAGAGUUUAAUUUUGUGCAUCGAAAUUAAGGAACACGACUUAUUUUUCUACAAAUUCGGACUAACAGCCAGGAAAAUGAUGUAACCACUUAGGAGGAUUACUGUGGCCAUUUAAGGGAAAAGAAGAACGAGCAAAGAAACGAAAAAAAUCACUUCUCCUGCAAUUACUUCAAUCUGCCAUCUUUUCUGCUCUAUUCUUGAAAACGGGAAUAGCAUCCACAAAACGCAAGGUGGCGCUGCGGGCUAAAAAGAGAAAAAAGCUAUUCGCCUAAAGGAAGUUGCAGAUUCCAGCAAUACGAGGAAAGCUGGCCAGACGGGGAAAACGGAGGAAAGAAAACCGUGGUAACAGGAGUUGCGGGAAAGUGGGAGUCUCUCCCCACAAUCAUUGCUAUUAUCCAGGUCCUUUCUAAGGACUUGGCUGCUGCCAUUUCUGAGAGUUGCUUAAGGCCAAGAGAGUGUUGUUGAAAGAGUGGUUAAAGGAAGAAUGGAGGCCAGGGCGCGGCGUGCUGUGCAGAAAAGGCAAGUCCUCUUUCUUUGUGUAUUUCUGGGAGUGUCUUGGGCUGGCGCGGAACCGCUUCGGUAUUUUGUGGAGGAGGAAACCGAGAGAGGCACCUUUCUGGCCAACCUAGCGAAUGACCUGGGGUUGGGGGUGGGGGAACUGUCAGCCCGGGCACCCAGAAUCGGUUCGGAUCAGAACAUACGAUUUUUACUACUCAAUCCGCUUACUGGGGAUUUACUUCUAAAUGAGAAAUUAGACCGAGAGGAACUGUGCGGCCCCGCAGAGCCUUGUGUGCUGCCUUUCCAGUUGUUGCUGGAAGAGCCUCUUGAGAUUUUCCGUGCUGAGUUAUGGGUUAGAGACAUCAAUGAUAAUUCUCCAGUAUUUCUCCAUAGAGAGAUUCUCUUGAAAAUAUUAGAAAGUACCACUGCAGGGGCGGCAUUUCUCCUAGAAAGUGCACAGGAUUCGGAUGCUGGAACCAACAGCCUGAGAAACUACACCAUCGGCCCCAAUGACUACUUCCAUAUUACUGUGCAUGACGGUGAGGAGGGAAUUCUCUAUCCUGAAUUGGUAAUGGAUAGAGCGCUGGAUCGAGAACAGGUGCCUGAGCUUAGUUUAACCCUCACAGCUUUAGAUGGUGGCUCUCCUCCCAGAUCUGGGACUGCCCUGGUACACAUCCAGGUUUUGGACGUAAAUGACAAUGCCCCUGAAUUUGUACAGUCUCUCUACAAGGUGCAGGUGCCGGAGAAUAGCCCUGUUGGCUCCGUGGUUGUCACCGUGUCGGCCAGAGAUUUAGAUGCUGGAAGUAAUGGGGAAAUAGUUUAUGCAUUUCUUUAUGCUACUGAAAGAAUUCUCGAAACGUUUCAAAUCAACCCAGCAUCUGGCAGUCUUUAUCUUAAAGCUGAACUGAACUAUGAGGCAGUGCAAACUUACACGUUAAUUAUUCAGGCCAAAGACGGUGGAGGGCUUUCUGGAAAAUGUACUGUGGUGGUGGAGGUAACAGACAUAAAUGAUAACCCACCAGAACUGGUCAUGUCAUCACUUACUAGCUCAAUUAAAGAAAAUUCACCAGAGACAGUCGUGGCUGUGUUUAGAAUUCGAGACAGAGAUUCAGGGAACAAUGCAAAGAUGGUGUGCUCCAUCCAAGCCCAUCUCCCCUUCGUCCUGAAACCAUCGGUAGAGAAUUACUACACCCUAGUGACAGAGAGGCCGCUGGACCGAGAAAGCCAAGCCGAGUACAACAUCACCAUCAGCGUCAGCGACCUGGGGACCCCCCGGCGGCACACCCAGCACAACCUGACCGUGCGCGUGGCCGACGUCAACGACAACGCGCCCGCCUUCAGCCAGCCCGCCUACACCCUGCGGGUCCGCGAGAACAACAGCCCCGCCCUGCACAUCGGCACCGUCCGCGCCACCGACGCCGACGCGGGCGCCAACGCCCAGCUCACCUACUCGCUGCUGCCGCCCUCCGACCCGCACCUGCCCCUCGCCUCGCUCGUGGCCAUCAACCCCGACACCGGCCAGCUCUUCGCCCUGCGCGCCCUCGACUACGAGGCCCUGCGCGCCUUCGACUUCCAGGUGCGCGCCGCCGACCGCGGCGCGCCCGCGCUCAGCAGCCAGGCGCGGGUGCGCGUGCUCGUGGCCGACGCCAACGACCACGCGCCCGUCGUGCUCUACCCGCCGCCCAACGCCUCGGCGCCCUGCACCGAGCUGCUGCCCCGGGCGGCCGAGCCGGGCUACCUGCUCGCCAAGGUGGUGGCGGUGGACGGCGACGCGGGCCAGAACGCCUGGCUGUCCUACCGGCUGCUGCAGGCCACCGAGCCCGGGCUCUUCGGCGUGGGCGCGCACAGCGGCGAGGUGCGCACGGCCCGGCCGCUGAGCGAGCGCGACGCGCCCCGGCAGCGGCUGCUGCUGCUGGUGCGGGACCACGGCGAGCCGCCGCUCUCGGCCAGCGUCCCGCUGCACGUGCUGCUGGUGGACGGCUUCUCGCAGCCCUACCUGCCGCCGCCCGAGGCCCCCGGCCGGGCGCCGGGCGCCGGCGCCGGCGCGGACGAGCCGCUCACCGUCGCCCUGGUGGGGGCGCUGGCGUGCGUGUCGGCGCUGCUGGUGGGGGCGCUGCUGGCCUUGGCGGCGGGGCGGCUGUGCCGGCGGGGCGGGGCGGCCUCGGCGGGGGGCUGCGCGGGGCCCGCGGAGGGCGGCGUCCCGGGCCAGCUGCUGGACGUGGGCGGCACGGGCACCCUGGCCCACGGCUACCGCUACGAGGUGUGUCUGGCGGGAGGUUCUGGAACGAAUGAGUUUAAAUUUCUGAAGCCGAUGCUCCCUAAUCUUCCAGUUCAAGGCACUGGUAGCAACAUAGGGGAAAAGGAGAACUUCAGUAAUAGCCUUGGAUUCAACGUUCAAUAAAAUAACUACUUUGAGCUUCCAAAAUUUUUACUAUCCUUGGCAAACUGCAGAUCCCUUUGCCAGUCAAUCUCUAAUAGAUUUUUGGUUGGACUGUGGUUGCUUGCAUGCAUUAUCGUUUUUCAUGCUCGCCUCAUAGUUGUUUUAAAAAUCCUUUUUAGUGGUUAUAAUGACAAAAAAAGUUUUCUGCCUUUUCACAUAUUUCGUCAAAGUGUUCUAUUAAUGGAGUAAUUGCUGACUUAAAGCUACCAGUAAGAGGUGUGUCUGACUGGAGGCUCAGGGACCACUGAUUUCAAGUUCUUGGAGCUGAUUCUUCCCAAUAUUCAGGCAGAAGCCCCGGGGAGGAAUAGCAAUGAAAAGCCCUCAUUUGGAAAUAGCUUUGGAUUUAAUUGUCACCAGGGUUUCUUUGAGGGAGUCCCCACUAUGGCACAGGGGAUUAAGGAUCUGGCACUGUCACUGCAGCAGCUCUGGUUGCUGCUGUGGCCCAGAUCCAUCCCUGGCCAGGGAAUUUUCACAUGCCACAGGCAAGGCCACAAUUUUUUUUAAAAAAAUCCUUUUAUAUUUUAAUGUACUUUUGAAGUUUUAUGCAACUAUGUCAAUAUUAGUUUAGCUUUAAAACUCCACGGUAGGAGUUGCCAUUGUAGUGCAGCAGAAACGAAUCUGACUGGGAACUGUGAGGUUGCGGUUCAACCCCUGGCCUUGCUCCAUGGGUUGAGGAUCCAGCACUGCCGUGAGCUAUGGUGUAGAUUCCAGACACAGCUCAGAUCUGAUGUUGCUGUGGCUGUGGUGAAGGCCAGGAGCUGUGGCUCUGAUUGGACCCCUAGCCUGGGAACCUCCACAUGCCUCGGGUGUGGCCCUAAAAAGACAAAAAAUAAAAUAAAAACAUAUAAAAAACCUCCAAGGUAAAUUAUUUUGCAACUUCAAGUCUAAUCUUUAAGUACUAUAUGUUUUGAUAAUGUUAUUUCAUCCUUUCUUGCAAUAAUCAACAGUCAGUCCUCAUAUCUAAAUAAUAGUUUUUAGGUUUAGUUAUUUGAAAAGAUACAUGUGCUUAUUUAUUAUUAUUUUCAUUCUAGAAAACUGAGGUCUUGAUUUUUCUUCUAGGAAAUUUCAUAGACUGCAUUUCAUGAUCCUACACACCUAUCGUACUUCAUUCACCUAAGAAAAUAUAGCUCUGUUUCUGGCAUUAAUACUCCUUUCAAUCAUGUUAUGAAAGCAUAUCAUCUACAUCUAAAUGACAGUAUUGAAAAAGAAAUAUUUCUCUAUUACUCUGCUCAUGAUAAAAUGAGCAUCAUUUUGUGAAUUAUAUUGGACUAGUGUAAUAUUCUUGUGAUAUUCUUUCAUUUCCUUGAAAUCCACUUCUCUUUUGCUGAUAUAUAAAACAGAGUAUGUCUUAUAAUUCAAACAAAAUGUAAUAACCUGCAUGAAAAUGAAUACAAAUAAAAAACAUUUUGAUCAGUUGUGUAA